AUGGUCAAUCGCUCAAGGAAUGAUUGGUCUUUAAAAUUAAAUAAUGCAUUGUGGCCCUACCGCACUGCAUAUAAAACUCCCAAUAGAAUAACCCCUUUUCAUUUGGUUUAUGGGAAAUCAUGCCACCUCUCAGUGGAGCUUGAACACAAGGCCUAUUGGGCAAUUCAAACCCUGAACUUUGACUUAAAAGCUGCUAGAGAAAAGAGGCUUCUACAGCUCAAUGAACUGGAUGAAAUUAGGCAAGAUACCUAUGAGAAUGCUAAGAUCUUUAAGGACAGGACCAAAAGAUGGCAUGACAGAUGCAUAACCAGGAAAGAAAUCAAGGAAGGAGACCUUGUCCUGCUAUUCAACUCAAGGCUAAAGCUCUUCCUAGGAAAGCUAUAG
Molecule: messenger RNA, 384 nt
Organism: Hevea brasiliensis (rubber tree)
Lineage: Eukaryota; Viridiplantae; Streptophyta; Magnoliopsida; Malpighiales; Euphorbiaceae
Exons: 1
Coding region: 1-384 (127 amino acids)
Molecular function (GO): nucleic acid binding
Source: RefSeq, a predicted model, not a curated record